Penicillium odoratum is the source of this 237-nucleotide messenger RNA. RefSeq lists its product as uncharacterized. The transcript has a single exon. The record is from RefSeq and is a predicted model, not a curated record. Bases 1 to 237 code for a protein of 78 amino acids. Lineage: Eukaryota; Fungi; Ascomycota; Eurotiomycetes; Eurotiales; Aspergillaceae.
AUGCAUAUCAAUACUGGCGAUGGACGGGAUGUGAACAACGCCAGUCGCAGCUUUGCUUCCCUCACUCAGAAUCUUGAAAUCGCAAACGCGCUAGCGGAAGAGAUCAAUGUGCAAACUGCUCGAGAAAAACCAAACUCCGACCGCCGCGAAGACCAAAUCAUUGUUUAUCUUCUACUACGUCGGACAUGCACUCCAGAAUACCUCCAAGGAGCUUUUAUUCUACUCCGGCGGUGCUAA